This is a messenger RNA of Xylona heveae TC161, 786 nucleotides long. Its product is annotated as 60S ribosomal protein L16. Lineage: Eukaryota; Fungi; Ascomycota; Xylonomycetes; Xylonales; Xylonaceae. Gene Ontology annotation, cellular component: cytosolic large ribosomal subunit; ribosome. Gene Ontology annotation, biological process: translation; negative regulation of translation. The transcript is spliced from 5 exons. The coding region runs from base 109 to 717 and encodes 202 amino acids. The record is from RefSeq and is a predicted model, not a curated record. Gene Ontology annotation, molecular function: mRNA binding; structural constituent of ribosome.
CGUAGUGACCGACCGACAACGACGACGACAACGACAUCGCGAUAUCUCGCUCUCCAUUUCGAAGGUAGACGAGAUCCGGUAUAAUCGUGCGGCAGAUCAUUGAGCAGGAUGUCGACCUUCGAUCCCGUCGUUGUGAUUGAUGGCAAGGGGCAUCUGCUUGGUCGGCUGGCCAGCACGGUCGCCAAGCAGCUCCUCAACGGCCAGAAGGUGGUUGUUGUGAGAUGCGAGGCCCUCAACAUCUCCGGGGAGUUCUUCCGUGUCAAGCUUAACUACUUGUCCUUCCUCCGCAAGAUGACCCGGUUCAACCCCACCCGUUCAGGUCCCUUCCACUUCCGCGCUCCCUCCCGUAUCUUCUGGAGGACCGUUCGUGGUAUGAUCCCCCACAAGACCGCCCGUGGUGCCGCCGCCAUGGAGCGCCUUAAGGUCUUCGAGGGUGUCCCUCCCCCCUACGACAAGAAGAAGCGGAUGGUCGUUCCCCAGGCCCUCCGUGUCCUCCGCCUCAAGCCCGGCCGCAAGUACUGCACCGUUGGCCGUUUGAGCCACGAGGUCGGCUGGAAGUACCGGGACGUUGUUGAGAGACUCGAGGAGAGAAGAAAGGUCAAGGGCGCUGCUUACUAUGCGCGCAAGAAGGCUGCCCGGAGACAGCUCGCUGACGCCAAGAAGAACGCCAAGGUUGACGACAAGACCAAGACUCAGCUCGCUGAGCUUGGCUACUAAAUGGGAGGAAACAAAGCGGCGAGGCUGAGAUAGCUGGCGACAAUGCUGAGGCAUGGCGCUAGGGGGAUG